UGGCAACGCCGAAAACCCGAAAUUGUUGUCGAUAUUUCAGUUAUCGAAUAAACCGUGUUUCACAUGGACAUGGUUUAAAGUAGAGAAAUUUAAAGUACGAUAAAUAGUUGAUCAGGCCUUUCAUCUAAAAUAUGAAAACCAUUGAUAUAUAUGUAGUGCAAUAUUGUAAACGCCAGUAAGCUAGUAAGCUCUGCACAUGUGAUUGAUGUUACUUCCAUUAAAAAUGUGUGAAUAUUGUGACGAACAAACUUUUUCAGAAGUCAUGGUGAAAGAAAUGAGGAAUGGCUUAUACCAUAUUGAUUUGCAUUUAAAUCCUCCUGAUGAAGAAAUCGGUAUCUUUAGAGAGAUAAUUCAACUCCCCGGGUCUCACUCAGAUCGCAGUUAUAAAAUCAUUUAUAAUGAUGAAUGUUAUUUUUACAGAGACUGUAAUGCUGCAUUCAUGCUUACUGUCGAAGAAAUGCCCUCCAUCAGUGGUUCUGAAAUGAGCACAGUUAACUCAAGUUUAAUUGAUGAUCAAGAAAAAUCACAAACUAAAAGCCAAAAGUUUGGUGAAACGUCCUUUCUCUCAGAAGAUCUGGAAGCCAAACCAGUCCAAGUGUGGAUUAAAACUAAUUAUGAGAAAGCUGCAAGUUCGAAAUCUUUAAUGUUACCAAUGGUGAAGUAUGGAUCAAACAAAUGGAGAAUGGAAGUAACAAAUCCAAGAGAUCCAGAUAAUCGCUACUAUUCCAUUUAUCCUUGUUCAAUAACCAUUUUGAUAGAUCUUGGAACUCCGGUAAGAGAAAGGAAUGUGAUCAUGAUGUCGGAUGGGCUGGCUGAAAUGUUUUACAACCAACAUUUAUGUGACGUGCACUUCGACUUUAAAGACAGCCAGACUGUUGGUGCUCACGUUGUUAUUCUAUCGGCCGGCAGCCCAGUAUUCUCCGCUAUGUUUCGAUCUGAGUUUCUGAAAUCAAAAACCAAAAAAGUGACCAUCACUGACAUUGACAUUGAAGUGUUCCGGCAGCUCCUCAUCUACCUGUACACGGGCAGCGCCCCUAAACUGGCCGAGGAAAACAUGACGCAGUUGCUCUUCGAAGCGGCGGACAAAUACAACAUCGACAACCUCAAAACCGAAUGCACCGAUGCUUUGCUGAAACGUGUGAAUCUCGACAAUGCCAUCCGUUUACUGGUUUGGUCUCAUAUCCACUCAGUAGCAAAGCUUAAGGAAGCAACCUUGAAGUUUUUGGCUGCCAACAGUCUUCGAAUUUUCUCUCAGCCGGAAUGGAUGGAUUUGAUUAAAAACUACCCGGAAUUGUGCCUACUGGCUACGCAGCACAUGUCAAAACUGCUAAACAUAACCAACAAAACUGCUAAAUCGACUUAAUUUCAUUUUCCCUUUCGGAUUCCAUGUGAGAAACACGUAAAAUUUGUGUUACCCCCCUUUACUUAUGUUAACUUCUCAUUCGCGGUCAACCAUUUCAUUUAGUGUACUUGUUGUAAAUGUUUUACGCAGAAAAUAGAAUGUAGAGGUAUAUGUAAUUGUAAACUCCUACGUCAUUUUACUAUUGCAUAGAAUAGCUUUGUCAAGUGCUAAAUUAUUUUCACGGAUUGGAUUGGUAUGAAGCUAUUUCUAACCUUCCAUGUACCAAAAGUGUCUUAUUUACACAAGAGUUGCAUCAAUUUAUUUGCAGAUAUGGGAGAUUAAUUAUCAUGUAUCGUUUAAAAGUACUGCAUUCACGAAAACGGCUUAAAUCCGGAAUAGGUUUACCGAACGCGAGAAAUGAAAAGAAAAUGGACAAACUAGAAAUUUCCCAUCACUCUGCUUUUACUAAAAUGGAACCAAAUGGAACUGUAAAUUGUAAUUUUAAUGAAUCUAAUCUAUCCCUGCGCUUGUGCCGUUGCGGCAACGUCGCAAGUGGCAACGCUGGAAUUGUCGACGAUUCUCCGCGAAAAAAAAAAAACCAUCACAACAGUUUCCGUGGUUUUGCAGUACAAGUUCUCUUAGUCUUUACAUGUGUUGUACAAUUAUUCUGUUACAUUGCUACCAAUAAAAUGGACGAAUCCUCUGACAAAGAAAAUUUUACACCAGAAGUCAUAGUGAAAGAAAUAAGGAAUGGAUUGUACCAUAUUGAUUUGGAUUUCCGAUUACGUCCUCGAGAAAUUGGGGUCUUCGAAAAGAUAAUUCAACUCUAUGGGGCCCACUCAAAUUGCAGUUACACAAUCGUUUAUGAUGACAGAAGUUUUAAAGACGAAGAAGGUUUUUGUUCUGGAUUCAUCUUUAUUGUCAAAGAGAUGCCAUGUGAUGACCCUUCCUUCACUGGUACAGAAAUGAAAACAGUGAAUUUGUGUUUAAUUAAUGAUCAAGAACAACCACAAACAAAACGCCAAAAGUUGUGUGAAACUUCCAUUGUCUCAAAAGAACUGGAAGCCAAACCGUCAUGUUCAACCAAUGUGUGGAUCAAAACUAAUUAUAAAGAUGCUGAAAGCUCUGAAUCAUCUAUGUUACCAAUGGUGAAGUUUGGUUCUAACAAAUGGAAAAUGGUAGUAAAGAAUCCCAGAAAUCCGAGGAACAAUUGCUACAGGUAUCGUUAUUCAGUAACCAUUUUUAUAGAUCUUGGAACUCCCAUAAGAGAAAGGAAUCUGAUCAUUUUUUCGAAUGGGCUGACCGAAAUGUUUUACAACCAACAUUUAUGUGACGUGCACUUCGACUUUAAAGACAGCCAGACUGUUGGUGCCCACGUUGUUAUUCUAUCGGCCGGCAGCCCAGUUUUCUUUGCUAUGUUUCGCUCUGAGUUUGUGGAAGCAAAAACGAAAAAAGUGAUCAUCACUGACAUUGACAUUGAAGUGUUCCGGCAGCUCCUCAUCUACCUGUACACGGGCAGCGCCCCUAAACUGGCCCAGGAAAACAUGACGCAGUUGCUCUUCGAAGCGGCGGACAAAUACAUCAUCAACAAUCUCAAAACCGAAUGCACCGAUGCUUUGCUGAAGCGUGUGAAUCUCGACAAUGCCAUCCGUUUACUGGUUUGGUCUCAUUUCCACUCAGUAGGAAACCUUAAAGAAGCAACCUUGAAGUUUUUGGCUGCCAACAGUCUUCGAAUUUUCUCUCAGCCGGAAUGGAUGGAUUUGAUUAAAAACUACCCGGAAUUGUGCCUACUGGCUACGCAGCACAUGUCAAAACUGCUAAACAAAACUAACAAAACUGCUAAUAAUUAUUAUGAUUACCUGUUUUAAGAACGGGAGUAUUAACGUUCACUUUUACAAGCGUGCAUUACAUGCUAAAUCGACUUAAUUUCAUUUUUCCUUUCGAAUUCCAUGUGAGAAACACGUAAAAUGUUUGUGUUACCCCUUAACAUAUGUUAACUUCUCAUUCGCGGUCAACCAUUUCUUUUAGUGUAUUUGUUUUAAAUGUUUAACGCAGAAAAUAGAAUGUAGAGGUUUAUGUAA
Messenger RNA from Daphnia pulicaria, 3423 nucleotides. RefSeq names its product speckle-type POZ protein-like. The transcript is spliced from 2 exons. Bases 1690 to 3210 code for a protein of 506 amino acids. Gene Ontology annotation, cellular component: nucleus; cytoplasm. The record is from RefSeq and is a predicted model, not a curated record. Gene Ontology annotation, molecular function: ubiquitin protein ligase binding. Gene Ontology annotation, biological process: proteasome-mediated ubiquitin-dependent protein catabolic process; regulation of proteolysis. NCBI's taxonomy places the organism in Eukaryota, Metazoa, Arthropoda, Branchiopoda, Diplostraca, Daphniidae.